This is a messenger RNA of Xenopus tropicalis (tropical clawed frog), 1507 nucleotides long. RefSeq names its product N-formyl peptide receptor 2. Gene Ontology annotation, molecular function: G protein-coupled receptor activity. The coding region runs from base 14 to 1060 and encodes 348 amino acids. Gene Ontology annotation, biological process: G protein-coupled receptor signaling pathway; signal transduction. The record is from RefSeq and is a predicted model, not a curated record. NCBI's taxonomy places the organism in Eukaryota, Metazoa, Chordata, Amphibia, Anura, Pipidae. The transcript has a single exon. Gene Ontology annotation, cellular component: membrane.
CAGCAGCUCUGUAAUGGAAAUGGAGAAUGACACUGUCUACGUCCCCGGCUUGUCCACUUUUGACACUUUGGCUGAAGAGGAAAUUUAUAGCAGAAUUUACCCCGUGUUCAGAAUAAUUAACAUUACACUUUACAGCAUAAUAUUCAUUCUAGGAACUGCGGGCAAUGGGCUGGUCAUCUGGAUUAUUGGAUUCAAAAUGGAAAAGACAGCUACUCUUAUUUGGUUUCUCAACCUCGCCAUUGCGGAUUUUUCUUUUUGUCUCUUUCUUCCUCUCAGUAUAACAGAAUGGGCAUUGUGGGAUAACUGGCCCUUUGGGCAGAUAAUGUGCAAGACGUGGGCUAUCAACCAACAGCUAAACCUCUCUGCAAGUGUAUUAUUUUUAAUGAUAAUCAGCAUUGAUCGUUGUAUCUGUGUUCUGUAUCCAUUAUGGGCAAAAAUCCAUAGAAGUUCAAAAUUAGCCUUAACCAUUUCAGUCAUAAUCUGGUUCUUGUCUGUGGGUCUCAGUUCCCCUUACAUUGUUUUUUCUGAUACAGAGAAUGUAAAUCAGCUUACUCGUUGUGCUUUCAUAUCUGCAGUUGGGAAUAACUCAACCAUGUUUGAUUAUGAUACUUGGAAUGUGAGGUACAAAUCCAUGAGUAUGACCGAAUUUGUUUCAAUGUUCUUGAUCCCUUUUCCCAUCAUGAUGGUUUGCUAUGGGCUCAUUGCAUUCCGGGUGAGAAAAAACAGCAGAAUCCCUGGGUCUGGUCGAACCUUGAAAAUUGCAUUUACAAUUGUCAUUUGCUUCUUUCUUUGCUGGUUUCUUUACCAUAGUGUUCCUAUGAUCUACACUGCGGAUAUUUACAUAAGGUAUCCUUGGGAUGAAAUCUUAUAUUACCUUGCAUAUUGCUUGGCUUACUUUAACAGCUGUCUCAAUCCAAUAAUCUAUGUCUUCAUUGGCCGGGACUUUAAGAAAAGUUUAAGAAAGUCAAUUCCAUUUCUCCUGGAAAGCACAUUCAGAGAGAGCAAUGACCCUCCCGAAACUCUAAACACUAAUUUUUUAGAAAGUGAAACAAUGACUUAGCCUAAUCUGGUUUUGGCUUUUUAAUACUGUACAAAAAUAUAUUCUGCAGAUUUUCUUUUGGCACAAAGGAAGGAUUUUAAUGCUUCAUAAAGUAUGUUCUCUUUAUGGGACAGUAGCCCUGGGCACUCACCCUACAGAAUUAGCAGUGUAAAUGAGCUAAAGAUCUGUCAUACCCUAGUGGCCCCCUCUUUUUAUGCUCUUAAUAGUAAAAUUAAAUGGAGGUCGACUUGUUCAAAUGUUACUAUGACUUCGUACAGGGAUCCCCUUGUCACACAUGGAGCAGGACAAGUAAGGGUAAACCUAGUGCAUUCUCAUUUGAAAAUGACAAAUACUGAUGUUUCUUUGCAUGUUUGCACCUUGCUUUGCAUUUUCCAUCACAGUGCAGGUCUUCAACCCCAGAAUGGAGCGCCCCCCCCCCACCAAGUUCAUUAUACAUUUAUUCUACAA